AUGGCAACAACUGCAUCCUCAGGACCGCCCACAGUAGAACGAAGCAAUUCACGACGCCAUCAAUCAUCAUCAGGCACCUCAAGAUCAUAUUCCACAAGGACGAAGAGUAACGUCCCACCGCCUAGUCCAUCCCGCACCCAUUCGACCCACCAUCAUCGGUCAUCUUUGCGCCACGGUGCAGCAGUUGAAGACGUUCUGCCACAAGCCAACUAUGAGACAUCGAACGUUGCGCAUACAUCAAGAAGAAGCUCCAGCAAAGAUCGCCCUCUUCCACCACGGACGGAGUCGUCCAAGGGCGCAGGCCACCGUCGUUCGAGCCACAGUCGAUAUUCAUCAGACAUGACGAGCGCCGCAGCAAAUGGUGGGGGACCAGCUCCCGUGGUCACUCCACAGGAGUCUAGGCAAUCAGGAAGAACGGGCAAAUCGAGGACUACGAUACCUGCUGCUACGGGGAAUUGGGUCCUGGGAAAGACCAUUGGGGCGGGGAGCAUGGGCAAAGUAAAGCUAGCUCGGAGAGUUGAAGGUGGGGAACAGGUUGCUGUCAAGAUCGUACCUCGAGGCUCUACUGAUGAAGGGCAUAAUCAAAGUCGCGCAGAUAGAGAACGUGCCGAUCACUCGAAGGAGGUUCGAACUGCUCGAGAGGCCGCGAUCGUUACCCUGUUGGACCAUCCAUACAUAUGCGCAAUGCGAGAUGUUGUUCGGACUACAUAUCAUUGGUAUAUGCUUUUUGAAUAUGUCAACGGGGGACAAAUGCUCGAUUACAUUAUCUCACACGGAAGAUUGAAGGAGAAGCAGGCUAGGAAGUUCAGCAGACAAAUCGCGAGCGCCCUGGACUACUGCCACCGAAACAGUAUUGUCCACAGAGACCUGAAGAUCGAGAACAUUCUGAUCAGCAAGACUGGUGAUAUCAAGAUCAUUGAUUUUGGUCUCAGUAACCUGUUUGCUCCCCGGGGUCACUUGAAGACAUUCUGUGGAAGUUUAUACUUCGCAGCUCCCGAGUUGCUCCAAGCGAAGGCAUAUACCGGCCCCGAGGUGGAUGUCUGGAGUUUCGGCAUUGUCCUAUAUGUUCUAGUGUGUGGGAAAGUCCCUUUCGAUGAUCAGAGCAUGCCAGCCUUGCACGCAAAAAUCAAGAAGGGGAUUGUGGACUAUCCAAACUGGCUAUCUCCAGAAUGCAAAAACCUUAUCUCCCGAAUGUUGGUAACGGAUCCAAAGCAACGGGCAAGUCUGCAGGAGAUUAUGAAUCAUCCUUGGAUGACUAAAGGAUUUGGAGCUCCACCGGAGAACUACCUCCCAAAUCGCGAACCCCUGCAAAUGCCUCUCGAUCCUUCGGUUAUCCAGGCAAUGACUGGAUUUGAUUUUGGUUCACCAGAAACGAUACAGGCCCAGUUGAGUGAGGUAGUGGAGUCCCAGGAAUAUCAAAGAGCAGUUCGAUUGGCUAUGCAAGAACGAGAGAACCAAGGGCCUCCCAGAGAUCCAGAGAAGAAGAGGGGAUUCGGUUUCGACUUUUACAAAAGAAGAAAUUCGUCGAACAGCCGAGAUACCUUGACGGCUCCAAGCUCAGAUGCUCUGGCACUUGGUAGCGACCCUGUCAACGCGUUCCACCCACUGAUCUCGGUUUACUACCUGGUCAGGGAAAAGCAAGACCGGGAUCGACUUGCGGCCAAUCCUGGAGCUACAAGCAUGCCUCGAUCACCAGGAGAAGCUCCUCUUCAACUACCCGAUAUUGCACCACCAAAAGCAGCGCAUACAAAUGCUGCGGCAUACGAGAUGCCUGGAGAGAAAGCUACCGGAGGGAGAUCAAGACCUCGAGCUCGCACACAUGGCGAGGAUGAGGUAACUGAGAACAUGAAGAAUCUCAAAAUUCCUGGUGCAAGCGGCCCCGUCUCACCAGCCAUCCUGGAGCCUCCUCCUGAGCAACCUAGCGUUGCUCGCAAAGAGAGUACUGCAGCUGGCAUAUUACGACGUUUCAGCACUAGGAGACGCAAGGAGCCGUCAGACAAAUCUCACCCUCCUCUUGUGACGGUUCAAUCUCCACAUGAACACACCAGUCUGAGGAAGAGCUUCAGUGUUCGGAGAACCCGCGAAUCAACGGAAGGCGCUUCUUCAUCCAUGCUUCGAUCAGGUAGCAGCCAACCUCAGCAUAGCGAUCUCCUAAACCCACCUCGGUCCUCAGAUAACCCACGAAGUGGUAAAGCCCUAGGGCGAUCAACGAGUGUUAAUUCGGCAGAGUUUCGACGAAAGGAGAAUCGAAGAGGCGCAUCUGAGGCAGCACCUCCACGGGUCACCUACAAAGAACCUCCACCUACCUCUGGCUCGGACCAUUCUACUGUGAAUGAGAAGGAAAAGCCACCUCAAGAAGGAGAGCAACAGAAGUCCCACUUAAAUCCCAGAGCGGCUGCUUCCAUGAGAGCCAAGUCAUUGGGCCAUGCCAGAGGAGAGAGCAUCCAGGCUCGACGCGCCAGAAGAGCCGAGGCGAGAGAGGCAAAUGUUCCAGAGGAAACAGAUGCUGAACUUGGCGACGCAAGUGGCUUGUCAAACGAACGCAUUGACAAUGCAGAAAAUGUGAAGCCUGUUUUUCUCAAAGGACUGUUCAGCGUAUCUACAACAUCGACAAAGCCAGUGCAGGCCAUUCGCGCUGAUAUCAUCAGGGUACUUCGUCAAUUAGGGGUUGACUACAAAGAAAUCAGAGGUGGAUUCAGUUGUAGACAUACUCCAUCGAUUGAUUUGAAGAAGGUGGUGGAUCUGCCCCCGAGUAGCCAUGGAAACCAUACUCCAGGACACAAGCGGAGAAUCAGCUUUGGUGGAUUUAUGGGCGGUGGAAGCGCGGAGCGAGACCGGGAGGACUUCAGGGAAGCUGAACGAUCACCUCAGACCCCUAGAACUCCAGCAAGAGGUCGUGGAGACAACAGCUACACCAAUUCCGAUGCUUCAGAUGAGAGCAUUAGCAGAGAUCAUCGAGGCUCCUCUGCUCGCGCAGUUGGCGAAACGAGCACACACGUGCAAAGCGAGCUUGGCGGUAGCAUGAUCCUCGAGUUCGAGAUCUUCAUCGUCAAGGUCCCACUCCUAUCCUUGCACGGCAUCCAAUUCAAGCGUCUGGCGGGAGGCACUUGGCAAUACAAGAACAUGGCGGAUCAGAUCCUCAGGGAACUCCGCCUCUAA
This is a messenger RNA of Cadophora gregata, 3159 nucleotides long. It is a transcript of the gene KIN1, whose product is annotated as serine/threonine-protein kinase KIN2. The transcript has 3 exons. The record is from RefSeq and is a predicted model, not a curated record. Bases 1 to 3159 code for a protein of 1052 amino acids. Lineage: Eukaryota; Fungi; Ascomycota; Leotiomycetes; Helotiales; Ploettnerulaceae. Gene Ontology annotation, biological process: protein phosphorylation; microtubule cytoskeleton organization; intracellular signal transduction. Gene Ontology annotation, cellular component: cytoplasm. Gene Ontology annotation, molecular function: tau-protein kinase activity; protein serine/threonine kinase activity; ATP binding.